ACUUGAUCCACCGCAUUCUCGGCCGAGGUACGCCUAUAAGAAGCGCCGCUACGAACUAGGGGACACACGCUGUGGCUCGUGACUCAGACCUUGCUCUGAAGUGCUUCCCCAAGUGCUCCUCUCGCCAGCCAUCUUCUCCGGACUCCAGUCCAGUCUCAAUGGCGGAUCAGAGCCUCGCAGCCCCUAUCCGUUGCAAAGCGGCGGUGAGCAGAGCCAAGGGCGAGCCGCUCGUCGUCGAGGAGAUCGUCGUGGAUCCGCCCAAGGCCCACGAGAUCCGCAUGAAGGUCAUCUGCACCUCCCUCUGCCACACCGACAUCACCUUCUGGCGUGGCAAGGAAGACUUCCCGAUCCCGCCCGUGUUCCCAAGGAUCUUAGGCCACGAGGCCUACGGGGUGGUGGAGAGCGUGGGGGAGCAGGUGGAGGGGUUCGCGGUGGGGGACACGGUGGUGCCGACGUUCCUGGGGCAGUGCGACUCGUGCGGCAGCUGCGCGUCGGCGGGGAGCAACAUGUGCUCCGCGCUGCCGUUCGUCGUCGGCCCUGGGAUGCGCCGCGACGGCACCACCCGCUUCAGGGACGGCCAGGGGGAGCCGCUGCACCACUUCCUCGCCGUCUCCAGCUUCAGCCAGUACACCGUCGUCGACGUCAACCAGGUCGUCAAGGUCGACCCCUCCGUGCCGCCCAAGCUCGCCUGCCUCCUCGGCUGCGGCGCCGGCACCGGGGUCGGCGCUGCGUGGAGGCUGGCCAAGGUGCAGCCUGGAUCUUCCGUGGUCAUCUUCGGGCUGGGAGCGGUGGGAUUGUCGGUGGCACAAGGCGCAAAGAUGUGCGGAGCAACCAAGAUCAUCGGCGUUGAUCUGAACCCUGACAAGCAGGAACUGGGGAAAAAGUUCGGCGUGACAGAUUUCGUCAACCCGUCAAAACUUGGCGAGAGUCCACUCAGCCAGGCGAUCAUCGAGAUGACCGGCGGCGGCGCCGACUACUGCUUCGAGUGCAUCGGCGCCGCGUCCGUCAUGACCGACGCGUUCAGGAGCGCCAAGCAGGGGAAUGGCAAGACGGUGAUCCUGGGGGUGGAGAAGGACGGGAAGCCGAUCAGCCUGCCGUCCAUCGAGUUCCUGUUCGGCAAGUGCGUCAUGGGAUCACUCUUCGGGGGCAUGAAGCCCAAGACCGACAUCCCGAUCCUCGCCGAGAAAUGCAUGAACAAGGAGCUGGAGCUGGAGAAGCUGAUCACGCACGAAGUAGGCCUGCAGGAGAUAAACACGGCCUUCGACCUGCUCCUGCAGGGGAAGAGCCUCAGGUGCAUCAUCUGGAUGGACAAGCUGGAGGUGUGAAGACACAUGGGGGAAAAUGUUGGUCCAGACCUGGCUGAUGCGGCGAUCGAAUAAAGUUGUUUGUUUGUUCCCUACACAAGUUGUUGAUUUUGUUGUGUUUAACCUGUGUUGCGAACAUCGAAGCUACCCUGCUAUUGUGAACGGAAGCUUUGCCAUGCUA
Molecule: messenger RNA, 1485 nt
Organism: Hordeum vulgare subsp. vulgare (domesticated barley)
Lineage: Eukaryota; Viridiplantae; Streptophyta; Magnoliopsida; Poales; Poaceae
Product: alcohol dehydrogenase-like 2
Exons: 10
Coding region: 159-1325 (388 amino acids)
Biological process (GO): formaldehyde catabolic process
Cellular component (GO): cytosol
Molecular function (GO): S-(hydroxymethyl)glutathione dehydrogenase [NAD(P)+] activity; zinc ion binding
Source: RefSeq, a predicted model, not a curated record